GGGGAACAGCGAAAGAACAAAAUGGAGGAAUAUGCCAGAGAACCAUGCCCCUGGAGGAUUGUGGACGACUGUGGAGGAGCUUUCACCAUGGGAGCUAUUGGAGGAGGAAUAUUUCAGGCGGUAAAGGGCUUCAGAAAUGCACCUUCAGGGAUGAGCCACAGAAUGAGGGGUAGCUUGACUGCCAUCAAGACUCGAGCCCCACAGCUUGGAGGUAGCUUUGCAGUAUGGGGAGGCCUCUUCUCCAUGAUUGACUGUGGUUUAGUAAAAGUGAGAGGGAAGGAGGAUCCCUGGAACUCAAUAACAAGUGGCGCCAUGACAGGAGCUAUUCUCGCUGCAAGAAAUGGACCAGUUGCCAUGGUUGGCUCUGCAGCCAUGGGAGGUAUUCUGCUGGCAUUAAUAGAGGGCGCUGGAAUCCUACUGACUAGGUUUGCCUCUUCACAGUUCCCAACUGGGCCCCAGUUUGCAGAGGAACCUGCCCCUUCCUCCAUGCCCGCCCCUUCCUUUGGAGACUACAGACAAUAUCAGUGAUAUUACUCCCCACUUCUUUAUCCACUAGGCCUUUUUGAAUUCCUUGAUGAAGUUACAAAGAAGAAAUGGAGAUGCAAACAACACACAAGUCACAACUGCACCCAACUACAUGGACUGUCGGAGAAGUGAAAGACAAAACAUAUGUUCAUUUUCCUUCUUUCAAGAGCCAUGUACAGAUCUGCCUUUUGCCAUUCUCAGCCUUGUCAUGUGCAUCAGUUUCACCUAACAGUGGUCAAAUACAGACAUGUGGUGAGAGUUGCUUGAUAUUUGUGGGCUUGUGGGGACGAGGUGUGCUUUUUUUAUUUUACAGUGUGUGCUGCAUGUAUCCUGACAGACGAGCUCUGAUAGUGUUGAAUAUAGCAAAAACUCAUGUCACACAUGGAACAUAAUAAAUUAUAUGAUACUUAUGUCUAUAGACAGUAGAGUAUUUCCGCUUGCAUUCAGUUAUGUUUGUCUUUUUUGCCUUUAAUAUGUCAAAUAUUAAAGGCAGCAAUGCUUAGCUGGCCUUUGUAUUUGAUUUUAUUCACACUUAUGAAGGCAAACAUCGAUCAGACACAAUGUCAUUCCCUGAAUAUUAGUUUGUUUUAAAGUGAUCUAUUUAUUUUAUAAUGUAAACAAUUGUAUCAGAUUGUUCUAUUUUAUGUGACAGUGAUUUUACAUUCAACAAAGGUGUAGAAAAGCUGCAUGACAAAGGAUGGCACGGGCAGUUCAAGUAAAUGGAGAAAGCAAGGGAUUGAUACAUACGGUAUAAAGUCUGUAUGACAGAUUGUACUAUGGUACAAUAAAGAAAUAAGUUGUAAAGUG
Stegastes partitus (bicolor damselfish) is the source of this 1332-nucleotide messenger RNA. RefSeq names its product translocase of inner mitochondrial membrane 17 homolog A (yeast) (gene timm17a). The record is from RefSeq and is a predicted model, not a curated record. NCBI's taxonomy places the organism in Eukaryota, Metazoa, Chordata, Actinopteri, Pomacentridae. Gene Ontology annotation, biological process: protein import into mitochondrial matrix. The transcript is spliced from 6 exons. The coding region runs from base 22 to 528 and encodes 168 amino acids. Gene Ontology annotation, molecular function: transmembrane protein transporter activity. Gene Ontology annotation, cellular component: TIM23 mitochondrial import inner membrane translocase complex.